UCAAGUUUCCUCUGACUGUUAAGUCCCACUGGUCUCUGAGCUCCAACCUUUUACAGUUGGACACACCUGGCCGGUGCCUAAGGUUGAACCAUGAUUGUCUUGAUGAAUGAUCUAUGGAAUGAUACUGAGUGGAAUUAUGAUGAAUUUGGAAAUUUCAGCGGCACACCACCCACAGAAACAUAUAGUCCCUGUAGGAUAGACCCUGAGACACUCAACAAGUAUGCAGUGGUGGUCAUCUAUGCCCUGGUCUUCAUGCUGAAUCUGCUGGGAAACUCCCUAGUGAUAGUGGUUGUCUUAUAUAGUCGGAUCAGCCAGUCUGUCACUGACGUCUACCUGCUGAACCUGGCCAUAGCCGACCUGCUCUUCGCCCUGACCUUGCCUCUCUGGGCUGCCUCCAAGGCAAAGGGCUGGAUCUUUGGCACACCCCUGUGCAAGGUGGUCUCGCUCCUGAAGGAAGUCAACUUCUACAGUGGUAUUUUACUACUGGCCUGCAUCAGCGUGGACCGCUACCUGGCCAUUGUCCAUGCCACACGCACGCUGACCCAGAAGCGGCACUGGGUCAAGUUCAUAUGCUUAGGCAUCUGGGCCCUGUCCCUGAUCCUGUCCCUACCCAUCUUCAUCUUCCGCAGGGCCAUCAAUCCCCCCUACUCCAGCCCAGUCUGCUACGAGGACAUGGGUGCCAAUACGACAAAACUGCGGAUAGUGAUGCGGGCCCUGCCCCAGACCUUUGGCUUCCUCCUGCCGCUCGUGGUCAUGCUGUUCUGCUAUGGGCUCACCCUGCGCACCCUGUUUGAGGCCCACAUGGGGCAGAAGCACCGGGCCAUGCGGGUCAUCUUCGCUGUCGUGCUUGUCUUCCUGCUCUGUUGGCUGCCCUACAACCUGGUCCUGGUCGCAGACACCCUCAUGAGGCUCCGGGUGAUCAAGGAGACUUGUGAGCGCCGCAAUGACAUUGGCCGGGCCCUGGAUGCCACCGAGAUUCUGGGCUUCCUCCACAGCUGCCUCAAUCCCUUCAUCUACGCCUUCAUUGGCCAGAAGUUUCGCCAUGGACUCCUCAAGAUCAUGGCCUUCCAUGGGCUCAUCAGCAAGGAGUACUUGUCCAAGGACGGCAGGCCUUCCUUUGUGGGCUCUUCUUCAGCAAACACUUCUACUACCUUCUAAGCGCCCCCGGCCCUGUUGCAGCCCCUCGGGGCUCCUCCCUCACCAUCAGCAUCGCGUUCCGAGCCUCAUGUCCACUGGCUGUUCACAGUCUCUGUGUCAAGGCAGCCCCCGGGUGUGGUUACAGGAAGUUACUGGGGCCACGUCCUUUUCAGGCCCUUUGUACAGUUUAGAAAGCCUGCCCUGGUUCCCCAGCCCUGACUAUACUUACUCUGUCAGCUGCUAGAGCUCAGUCCAUCCUACCACUGAGCCCACAGCACUCUGUUCUCUGAGGCAGUUAAAGACACUUCAAAGGCAUUCCUUCAAGUGACUACAGAAAGUUCCUACCAUGGGGAGGCAUCAGUGGUGAACGGCAUUAGCUGCUGCCCCGACUGUCCCUUUCUUGCUUGCCAGCAAAGCCCACCUCCCUUGAGAGAGGCUGAGAAGGACAGAUACUCACUUUCGAAGACUCCCUUGGCUAGGAGUGGCCCUGCCAUUCACUUUGGACUAAUUAGAUUUCAGGGCAAUGGUGUGCUGGUAAACCACUCUCCUGGGGGAAAGAAGUCCUGAUUUGUAGCAUUUACCGAGUUGCCUGGUGUAAAUGCUCCCGCCAUGGCGAUUUCAAGGGUUUUCAAGUGUUUAGCAACCAGCUCACAAAAAUUUAGGAAAUGUAAUGAGCUGCUUUCACAAGCAGGUACAAACUGGCCCUAGUGCACCAUUGCUUAAGAGGAAGUCUGCUGGGUCCAGGGACUCCUGGGAAGUAGUCCUGAUUGAAAAAAGAGAGAAAGGCACACACACACCCUUGGUUCUCACCUUUGAAUAUGGCUGUAGGAUAUGAUGUGACAAAGAGGCAAAAAGUGUGCUCAACACACUUAGGCAGAUGGAGCAGAUGAGAAUAAAGAGCCCAGAAAGAAGCCUAAGCGUAAAUGGUCAAUGAUUUUCAACAAGGGGCACCAAGACUAUUCGAUGGGGAAAGGAUAGUCGUUCAACAAAUGGUGCGGGCAAACCAGAUAUCCACACGCACAGGAAUGAACUUGGUCCCUUUCCUUACACUAUAUGCAAAAGUUGACUCAAAAUGGGUCAAAGACCUACACAGGGGAGCUUCAACCAUAAAACGCUUAGUAGACACGUAGAGGAUAUGUCUUAUAACAUUGGAUUUGGCAAUGAUUCCUUUGAUAUGACACCGAGAGCACAGGUAAGAAAAGAAUAAAUAGAUAAUUGGAUUUCAGCAACGUUAAAAACUUGUGUGCAUCAAAGGACACUAUCAACAGAGUGGAAAGGGAAAUCACAGAAUGGGAGAAAAUAUUUUUAAAUCAAAUUUCAUACAGUUUACUCUCCACAAUAUACAAAGAAUUCCUACCAUUCAACAACAAGAACAACAACAACAAAGACAGAUAAUAACAAGUGUCGGCAACGAUACGGAAAUACUGGUGGGACCCCUGUGCAUCAUUGGUGGAAAUGGAAAUGGUGCAGCCACUGUGGAAAACAGUGCCUUGAAAGAUGAAGCAGAAUUCCUAUCUGAUCCAGCACCUCCAUGUCUAAGUGUACACCCAAAAGAACUGAGAGCAGAGACUCAAACAGAUGUUCGUAUACUAAUGUUCCUAGCGGCAUUAUUCACAGUUGCCAAAAGACAACAACCACCCAAUGUCCAUCAAUGGAUGAUGGACAAACAAAAUGUGGGGUAUACAUGCAAUGGAAUAUCGUUCGGUCUUAAAAAUGAAUGAGCUUCUGGUACAAGCUACAAACAUGGGUGAGCCCUGAGAACAUGAUACGAAGUGAAAGAAGCCAGGCAAAAAUAGUGUAUGAUUCCAGUUAUUGGAAACACCUGCAAUAGUCAAGUUCAUAGAGACAAGAACAAACAGUUGUUACCGGGGGCUGGGCAGAGGGGAAAAUAGGAGGUAAUUGUUUAAUGGGUACACAAUUCAGUUGGGGAUGAUGAAGAGUUUCUGGAGAUAGAUAGUGGUGACAGUGGUACAACAGUGUGACUGAGCUUAAUGUCACUAAACUCUACGUUUAAACUGGUAAAAAUGGUCAGUUUUAUGUUGUGUGUAUCUUACUACAAUGGGAAAAAAAAAAAAAAACAACUAGUUCCCAAAAGACAAAUUUUAGCAACUGAACCAAUCGUGGAACCAUCUACCUAUAACUUCUUGUUCGGGGAGAUAAUUAAAUGUCUUUUUUUUUCCUUUGUAU
Mirounga angustirostris (Northern elephant seal) is the source of this 3324-nucleotide messenger RNA. RefSeq names its product C-X-C chemokine receptor type 2. Gene Ontology annotation, cellular component: membrane; external side of plasma membrane. The transcript has 2 exons. The coding region runs from base 91 to 1158 and encodes 355 amino acids. Gene Ontology annotation, molecular function: C-X-C chemokine receptor activity; C-C chemokine receptor activity; C-C chemokine binding. Lineage: Eukaryota; Metazoa; Chordata; Mammalia; Carnivora; Phocidae. The record is from RefSeq and is a predicted model, not a curated record. Gene Ontology annotation, biological process: positive regulation of cytosolic calcium ion concentration; calcium-mediated signaling; neutrophil chemotaxis.